This is a messenger RNA of Xenopus tropicalis (tropical clawed frog), 2365 nucleotides long. RefSeq names its product 8-oxoguanine DNA glycosylase (gene ogg1). Gene Ontology annotation, cellular component: nucleus; nuclear matrix; nucleoplasm. The record is from RefSeq and is a predicted model, not a curated record. Gene Ontology annotation, biological process: nucleotide-excision repair; DNA repair; base-excision repair. Bases 23 to 1318 code for a protein of 431 amino acids. NCBI's taxonomy places the organism in Eukaryota, Metazoa, Chordata, Amphibia, Anura, Pipidae. The transcript has 8 exons. Gene Ontology annotation, molecular function: DNA N-glycosylase activity; oxidized purine nucleobase lesion DNA N-glycosylase activity; class I DNA-(apurinic or apyrimidinic site) endonuclease activity.
CUAUAGUGCCUCAGCGCCACGCAUGCGUACAGAGCGCAACGCAAGGAUACACAUGCGCAGACUGUACGACGACUUCCCGACAAUUAUACAGCGGGCCGGGACUUUGCAAGUCCGUGAGAGAUCGGUAGGAAAUAACGCCAAAAGAAUGCAUCACCGCACUUCAGUCUCAAGUUCCCCAGCUUGUUGGCGUUCCAUUCCAUGCCAGCAUUCUGAACUUCGACUGGACUAUGUGCUGGCUUGUGGACAGACUUUCCGGUGGAAGGAAUUUAGCCCAGGCUACUGGACUGGAGUCUUAAAAGGGCGGGUGUGGACUCUGACUCAGACAGAUGAGCAUAUCUGGUACACUGUGUAUACCAACGACCAAAGACCUGCACAGGAUUCUGAUGAGUCGAAAGUCACUACAGAGCAAAAUGAUAGGCAACAUAGCGCUAAGCCAUGUAAAUUGCCGAAAAAAAAGAUAAAAAAGGAAGAAAUAAACCCAGAAGAUAAAGCGAUAACUGGAGAUUGUCCGCUCAUUUGUAAAGAUACAGACUGCAAGAAAGACCAAGAGAUACUGGAAGACUACUUCCAACUCAACAUCAGUCUGAGGACACUCUACCAGCAUUGGGAGAGCUCAGACCCAAACUUCCAGAGAGUCGCACAGGAUUUUCCAGGUAUUCGAAUUUUACGCCAGGACCCCACAGAAUGCCUCUUCUCAUUUAUUUGCACCUCUAAUAAUAACAUCUCUCGCAUCACGGGUAUGAUCGAGCGAGUGUGCUGCUCUCUGGGACAGCGUUUGUGCCAGCUGGACUCUGACGUGUACCACACCUUCCCAACUUUACAGGAAUUGGCAGCGGAAGGCACAGAGGCCAAGUUGAGGGAUUUGGGCUUCGGGUACAGAGCCAGGUUUGUCAGUGAAAGUGCAAGAACCAUCUUAUCCAAACAUUGCCCUGACUGGUUGGAGAGUUUGCGUCUUGUACCCUAUGAAGAGGCAAAGACUGCACUGUGCUCCCUGCCAGGGGUAGGAGCUAAGGUGGCAGACUGCGUUUGCCUAAUGGCCUUGGAUAAGCCAGAAGCUGUGCCUGUUGACACCCAUGUUUGGCAAGUAGCAAAGAGAGACUACUUGCCCCAGCUUGGUAGUGGCAACAAGACACUGACAGAUCGAGUGUACAGGGAGACAGGAGAUUUUUUCCAUAAUUUGUGGGGACCCUAUGCUGGAUGGGCGCAGUCGGUCUUGUUCUGCUCUGAGCUCAAGAAAUUUCACGAUUCCACAAAUCACAUCAAACCAAAGGUGAACCGGAAAACUCAAAAGAAGAAAAAAACAGCAAGUUCUGUAUGAAUUAUACAUUGGCAUUCGUUUUUUACAAACAAAUUGUAUAUUGAUAUUUUUUAGUAUUUUUAUAUAAAAUGUGUUCAAAUGAAUUAUACGCUAACAUUACAACUUGUUGUUGUUUAAAGGGGAGUGCAGCUGGGCGUGAUCACCUGUGUGGCAAUAGCUUGUAUAGGCAACAAGGUUUUUACCUCCAAACUAUCUUUCCACCUUUGUAACCUCGGGGACACCUCAGGCUUGUCCACACAGAAACAGAUACAGAUACGGGUACAGUGGGACUUUUAACUGUACCUUGCGCCUUGUUAGACAGUUUAAGACUACUUUAGCUUAGACACUGACAUCAAUAAAGAGCCCAUAAGUGCUGCGGUUCUCAACCUGUGGGUCAGGAUCCCUUUGGGGGUCGAACAACCCUUUCACAGGGGUCGCCUAAGACCAUCGGAAAACACAUAUUUCCGAUGGUCUUGGAAAUAAUUUUAUUGUUGGGGGUCACCACAACAUGAGGAACUGUAUUAAAGGGUCGCAGCAUUAGGAAGGUAGAGAACCACUGCUUUAGUGGAUGGGUAGCAAGUGUGUGUAUUUUUUAACAUUGGCAUAUAUAAUGUCUAAUCUAAUGCAGUGACCCUGAGAACAUGGAUUGUGAUGUUUGGGACAGACAAAGGCAAUGUUUCUUUUUUUAAAAGAUUCUGCCACUAGACUGAAAAUGCAGUGAAAUCCUUCAGGCAAAUCCCCAAGGAAAAGGCACUGCUGUAAGACAUGCGUGUCCAGACUUUGCCGACGUGGGGAUUCCUUUUAGCGAAGUUAUCGCAUCAAGGUCUAAAACCAAAAGCGCUAUUUACACUGCAAUGGUGAAAGAAUUUCCCCAGAAAUCUAAAUACAAGAAGGCACCCAGAAGGCUCAUCAAAUGGAGUUUUUCUAGACUUUCUAUGAUCUACUGGUCACUCAAGAUCUACUCAUCACCUUCUACUCCUAACUUGUUCACUUGUUCUCUGCUCUCACAUUUGUUUCUCUCAAUUGCAUAUGACUGUAGUGCUAUAUAAAUAAAUACAAUACAAUCAA